Molecule: messenger RNA, 1766 nt
Organism: Scophthalmus maximus (turbot)
Lineage: Eukaryota; Metazoa; Chordata; Actinopteri; Pleuronectiformes; Scophthalmidae
Gene: derl2
Product: derlin 2
Exons: 7
Coding region: 65-784 (239 amino acids)
Biological process (GO): endoplasmic reticulum unfolded protein response
Cellular component (GO): endoplasmic reticulum membrane; Hrd1p ubiquitin ligase ERAD-L complex
Molecular function (GO): misfolded protein binding; ubiquitin-specific protease binding
Source: RefSeq, a predicted model, not a curated record
ACCACGCCGCGCUGCGUGAGAUGACGUGUCAACGAAGUGCCGGAAGUCCCCGGCCUCGUCCAAAAUGGCCUACCAGACGCUGCAGCAGGAGUACCUGCAGAUCCCCGUCGUGACCCGGGCAUACACCACCGCGUGUGUCCUCACCACCGCCGCAGUGCAACUAGAGAUCAUCACACCAUUUCAGCUUUACUUCAAUCCGGAUUUGAUUCUAAGGAAUUACCAAGUAUGGCGACUAAUAACCAACUUCCUGUUUUUUGGUCCGGUUGGCUUCAAUUUCCUGUUCAAUAUGAUUUUUCUUUACAGAUACUGUCGUAUGCUAGAGGAGGGCUCGUUCAGGGGGAGAACAGCUGACUUUGUCUUCAUGUUCCUGUUCGGUGGUCUUCUGAUGACUAUAUUUGGCACUUUUGUGAGCCUGGUGUUCCUGGGCCAAGCGUUCACCAUAAUGCUGGUUUACGUGUGGAGUCGACGGAACCCAAAUGUUCGCAUGAACUUCUUUGGCCUGUUGAAUUUCCAGGCGCCCUUUCUUCCCUGGGUGCUAAUGGGGUUCUCACUUCUGCUAGGCAACUCCAUCAUUGUGGACCUUUUAGGUAUUGCUGUGGGUCACGUGUACUUCUUCCUGGAGGAUGUUUUCCCCAACCAGCCAGGUGGUGGCAGGUGGCUGAAGACCCCGUCUAUCAUAAAAAUGCUGUUUGACACCCCUGAGGAAGAUGCCAACUACAACCCCCUUCCCGAGGAGCGCCCCGGGGGGUUUGCCUGGGGAGAAGGACAGCGUCUCGGAGGUUAGAUGUGGUCCCAGAUCCUCCCUGAUCGUCAGGCCACCUCCAAGGACAUUCCCCCCAGAGCGAUAAAGGGAAUGAACACAGCCUUUGCUUUUCGACAUGUUUGUGUAGUUCUGGAUGAAGAAUGCCAAAACCACCACAGAGAUGACGUCUGUUGUCUUUACAUACGGGCUUAAAUCAUCAGAAACUCUUUUUGGUGCCAGAUCGUUGCUCUAAGCCUUUUUCAAGAGAACGCAAGCUUUAUGUGGAACUUAGGACAGAGAGCCUCUGGGCUCGGCUGAUGUUUGUCUUCAUCUCAGAAAAAAAAAUCCUGAUAUACAUAAACACCUGUCAUGUGGAAGAGGGGAAAAAACAGUAAAAUAUUAUCAAACUGAAUUUGUUCAGAUGGCAAUUGGAUUUUUUUUUUUCAUUUCACUUUUUUUAAAGAAUAAAUGUAACAAAUGAUGCUUUGAUUUCAUCUCUUCUGACUGUCGUAGCUUUGCAUGAAACCAAAGACUUCUCAGAAAAUUAGAUGGAUUCAUUCAUACAAAUGACAUUAUGAUCUGCAGCUUAACUCUCAUUUUAUACAGAUACAGAUUUUUACUAUUUUAUUGGUCCAGCGUUUCCUCCACGUCCGGUUACGUUAUGUUGUCAGAACUGGACCCCUUUUUCUAUUUCACUGAUACAAACAGGCUUCGGUCAGAUACUGUAUGGAGUCAUGUAAUACACAAACCACUUUUAAACAGUCCUGCAUUUUGAUGUGUGACAAUACUUUCGGCUUAUGUGAUAGAUUUUGCACAUAUUUAACUCAUCUAAAUCAACACAGUUUUAUUAUAACAUGAUUUUUCUUACUGACUCAGCAGCAUUUGUAGAGGGGAUUUAAAAAAUGUGUUAGUUUUUUUUGUCUUGAGAGAGAAUUAGAAAAUGUAUGGGUUAUUGUGCCACAUAUUUCCUAUAACGAAUAAGAGUGAAAAGUGUUUUUUGGAAAUAAAACAAAUUCUCUGUGAA